This is a messenger RNA of Populus trichocarpa (black cottonwood), 1877 nucleotides long. RefSeq lists its product as uncharacterized. Lineage: Eukaryota; Viridiplantae; Streptophyta; Magnoliopsida; Malpighiales; Salicaceae. The record is from RefSeq and is a predicted model, not a curated record. The transcript is spliced from 5 exons. Bases 563 to 1696 code for a protein of 377 amino acids.
GCCAUGAAGUCAUGCACUUGUUUUCAACUGAGUUUGGAAGUUAAAGGCACUGCUCCGCUCCAAACUCCCAAUCUCUCUCUCUCUCUAUACCAUAGUAAAAGACUCCCUCUGCCACCCCCAGUCUACUAGUCACCGUACAUAUACACACCACCACCUGCAGCUCCUCUCUCUCUCUCUCUCUCUCUCGCCAACCCACACAGUCCUCUGUUUUCACUACGUGGACUUACCUCAGCAUUUCUCCCUCUCCCUCUCUCCUUCCUUGAAAUAUGCAAGAUUAAUUAACCUUAAAACUCUGAGGAUGCUAACACGAAUUUAGCUGGACAAAAACACUAGCCACAACUCUAGAAACUUUUCUUCUAUUAGCACCAUCACCCUUUAUUUCUCUCUCUUUUCUUAACAAGAAUAAGUUACUUCUAGAAAGCAACUCGUUUCUCCAUUUUACACUCAACCCACAGACCUAUCUAUCAUUUCAUCUUCUUUUCCCCUACACGUGAACUCAUCAAGGUUGUUCAUUCUUGGACAACUUAUGUUUUUGAUUUAAAAAACACUGUUGGAGGGGUGAAUGGGGUGCAUGCUCUCUCAAUUAGCAGCAAAGUUUGCUUUCUUUCCUCCAUCUCCACCUACAUAUCAGAUUAAGAAGAGAGACAAUGGCAAGUUCUCUGUGGUCUCAACUUCUCCUUCUAUGCCACUUCCUCUUGCUGAUGAUAGUUCGUUAGAUAUACUCUUGAUUGAUACAAAGAGAGGCAACAAGAUUGUUGCUUUUUAUCUCAAAAACCCUUAUGCAAGACUCACUGUGCUUUACUCUCAUGGUAAUGCUGCUGACCUUGGCCAGCUUUAUGAUCUCUUUGUGCAGCUCAAGGUCAAUCUCAGAGUUAAUAUCAUGGGCUAUGACUAUUCUGGUUAUGGUGCUUCAUCUGGCAAGCCAAGUGAAUCCAACACAUAUGCUGAUAUAGAGGCAGUUUACGAGUUUCUUCAGACUCAGUAUGGAGUCAGUCAGGAAGACUUAAUUUUGUAUGGGCAGUCAGUUGGUAGCGGGCCAACAUUGCACUUGGCGGCGAAGUUGCCAAGGCUGAGAGGUGUAGUUUUGCACAGUUCCAUUCUUUCUGGUCUCCGUGUGCUCUGCCAUGUGAAGUUUACAUUUUGCUUUGACAUCUACAAGAAUGUAAACAAAAUUCGGAAGGUGAAGAGCCCUGUUCUAGUGAUACAUGGCACAGAGGAUGAUGUUGUGAACUGGUUACACGGUGAUGGGCUGUGGAAAAUGUCAAAAGAACCGUACGAGCCUUUAUGGAUUGAAGGAGGAGGGCACUGUAACUUGGAACUGUAUCCUGAUUACAUCCGCCAUCUCAGCAGGUUUAUAUACGAAAUGGAGAAUAUAACCGCAGAGAUCCAUCUCCAAAAGAUCAGGCAGAAUCUCCGUAUAAAACCUAGGUCUGAGAAUGCUUCCAACAAGUGCUGUGGGUUCAAACUGUGGCGACCUAAAUGCUCAGAAUGUUUAAGAUCCAGGUGCAUAAAAUGCUGGUGGCGUCCCAAGUGCACACAAAGCCGGAGACCCAAAUGUUCAAGUUGUGUUGCAUGUUGCUGGCGACCCAGAUGCCCUAAAUGUCCAAUACACGGUUGCUGCUGCAGAAUAAGUUGUGCGCCAUGGAGAUGCUAUUUGGGAAAACACAGUGGGAUAAAUGGAAAGCAGGAUGGCUGACAAUGUUAAUCAGCAUGGUUGUAUAGAUUGCUGAAUUCACAAACACUUCUAAUCUUGUGCGUUAGUGUCCAAAACAUGGGGAAGUAGUGUGAUAUGUUUAUUAGAAAAGAUAUUAUUGGAUGUUGUUCUUGGUAUGCUCUUGCAUGGAAAUGAAGAUUUUAUACUAAGAUUUUUCAUGAAA